UUUUUCACUUGUGUGAGGCCGAUGGGUCAUGGAACUCCUCAUAAUAUGAACUGGACCGGACUUCUGCAGAAUCUACUGCUUUUGGUCCACCUCAGGCAGAUCAUAUGUGGUUCGGUCCAGUUUUCUGUCCCAGAGGAACAGGAACCUGGCACUCUAGCCGGGUCACUCAGUGAACACUUUCUACCUCCGUACCAGCUCCUGACACAGGACUACCUGUGGUUGGACAGAAGCACAGGGAAUCUUUACACCACUGAGCUAAAAAUUGAUCGUGAGAUCCUCUGCCCUGAGGAGACAAAAGCUGAAGAAUGCAUUAUUCUGCACUACGCUAUUGUGAGCUCCUCUGGGGAGCUUAUACAGUUUCCUGUGAUCAUAGAGGACGUCAAUGACAAUGCACCUCAUUUUGAAAACAAUGAAAUACACCUGAGGAUUUCUGAGGACGUGGUUGUAGGGACCAGUUUUUUAAUAGAUGACCAGGCUCUGGACAGUGAUGCUGGUCCUAAUGGAGAGGUGCACUACCACCUAGAAGAUUCCGGUGGAGUUUUCAGUUUAAAGGUUGAAGAUGAAGGACUUGUCAUCAUGCUAGUUGUGCAAGCCGCUCUGGAUAGAGAGACUCAGGACCAGUAUCGCAUGGCGCUGGUGGCCACAGACUGUGGCACAGAGCACUUAAGCGCAACGGCAACUUUAAAAGUCACGGUGACAGAUGUUAAUGACAACUGUCCAAACUUUAGCUCUGACAGCCCUCGCAAUGUCACCAUUCCCGGAGAUGCCCAAAAGAAUAUGUUUGUUGCUCAGGUCAGAGCCACAGACUCAGAUUUAGGCUUGAAUGCUGCCAUCACUUAUUCCCUCAGUCCCAAAGUCUCUGAGCGGGCCAAGAAGCUCUUUAGCCUUGACAGCCUCACUGGGUACAUCAGGCUAACACAGGACCUCCGAAGUGACAACUCUGAGGAGCUGGUGUUAAAAGUGUUAGCUAGCAGCCAUCACUGCCCUCCAGCAGACAUUCAGGUAACCGUAUCUGUGCUCCCCAAGGCAAACAAAGAGCUGACCAUCAAGAUCAAGUUCAUAGUGGACCAUCACAACCAGACUUUGGUGUUACCAGAGAACCAGCCCCCCACCGGCUUAGCUGUUUUAGAGCUCGAGGGUGACAGCAGCUUUAAAGGUUCAUCUCUUGCCAUUGAGGGUGAAGUGCCUUUCACUUUGAACCCACAGAAUGGCAAAUAUCUGCUUUCCACAUCAAAGCCACUGGAUUAUGAGAUGAAAAGGGAACAUCAUAUUACUGUGAUAGUCCAUGGGAGAUCAGGUGAAGUGUCUACAAUCAUUCCUUCCAGGCAUACGAUCAGGGUUUUGGUGGCAGAUGUCAAUGAUAAUUCUCCACGUUUCCUCCAGUCUCAUUACCUGCUGGACGUGAUGGAAAACAACCAGCCGGGAAUGUCACUGUUGCAAGUUUCGGCUUCAGACGCAGACAGCGCACACAACGGCAGGGUGACCUACAGGCUGGACAAACACACAUCUACCAUUUUUUACAUUGACCGUGUGUCAGGUCAACUGUCUGUGUCAGACUCUCUGGACAGGGAAGAGCAGAGUGAACACAAACUCAUUGUGUUUGCAAGAGAUGGCGGCUCGCCUCCCUUGGAGUCUGCGACCACAGUAUCUAUUUGUGUUCUUGACCAGAAUGACAAUGCACCUGUUUUUAAAACCCCUCACUUUAUCUUUUUCAUCUCUGAGAAUGUACCACCUUUCACCCUGGUGGGGAGGGUUGGGGUGACAGACUCAGAUGAAGGGGAGAAUGGGAACACAGUGUUGCAUGUUGUUAACAGCAGUGGACCAUUUGUUGUGGAUAACCCCCAGGGGACACUUCACACCACCACGAACUUGGACCGUGAGACGCAAGACAGCUAUGAACUCUACCUGCUGGCCAGCGAUCACGGGCACCCAGUCAAUUUUACAUCCACUGCCAGGGUAACUAUCUUUGUGGAGGACAUCAAUGACAACCAGCCCAAAGUAAUCUUCCCCAGCAGCAACUCCUCGUGCCUGACUGUCUCUCCUACUGCUACAGCAGGCUCCAUGGUAACAAAGAUCUACGCUAUUGAUGAGGACUCAGGGCUGAAUUCAGAGAUUACAUACACUAUUGUGGCACCAGAGUCAGUGAAAAACAGCAGCCCCUUUCAGGUGGAUUCAAGGUCUGGGAACAUCACCUUGACUCAGCGGCUUCUACAGACACACCUGGGAAUGCAUCACCUGUUCAUCGUGGUCAGAGAUGGGGGGAAACCGAUUCCUCUUUUUAGCACUGUCUGGGUUAAUCUGUUGGUCAACGAGAGCACGGAGCCCUGCCACUUAGAGAGGGCACCAACCUGGACAGGGACAACCAACUUGGUUCAAACCCCGUCAAGGGCCCCGAUAUGUGAAAUAGAGGCUCCAAGGUCUGCUCAGCUGACAUUGUUAGCCGGCAUGGGUUUAAUGCUGGCAUCCACAUGUUUGUUUCUCGUGACAUCAGUUUUAUACAUAAAGCAGAGGCGACUAAGUGUACGUCAGAAGACAAGGGGACAGAUUGACGAGAAUGAGAUCCCACUCAGGGGCAGAGACAAAUAUAACUCUAAUGACUAAAAGAAUCAAACAAACAAUGUGUGUAUUCCUUACUCAGUCAGUGUCAAAGAUUAACGCAGUUUAUGAGAUGAAACAUGUAAUGAUUGUUUUAAAAAAAAAAGUGCUAAUAAUCAAUUUUGUUGAAUAAUUCUGAUAGUGCAUUCCAACAUUUGUCAACAACGAUGCGGAAGAAUGGUCUGUGGGAGGAAAGUUGAUCCAUUUUCUGAUAAAGAUCCCUGGGAGCUACCAGGAAAGCGAAUAAAAUUUGAGAUUAUA
Solea senegalensis (Senegalese sole) is the source of this 2856-nucleotide messenger RNA. It is a transcript of the gene pcdh20l, whose product is annotated as protocadherin 20. Gene Ontology annotation, cellular component: plasma membrane. Gene Ontology annotation, biological process: homophilic cell-cell adhesion. The record is from RefSeq and is a predicted model, not a curated record. Gene Ontology annotation, molecular function: calcium ion binding. The transcript is spliced from 2 exons. Bases 22 to 2601 code for a protein of 859 amino acids. NCBI's taxonomy places the organism in Eukaryota, Metazoa, Chordata, Actinopteri, Pleuronectiformes, Soleidae.